UUGACUAGCGUUGACAAAUGUUAUUAAUAUUACAUUUUAUUAGUAUUAUUUGUAAUCUGAAUUACCUAGAUUCUAGAUCUAAUUUAACAAUAAUUGAUUGUUAAUUUAUCUUGCAUCGUUGAAAUUUAAUAUGGUUAAUGAUUAAUAAUAUCAGGCCUUCUCACAUUCAGGAGAUUUUAGGUUAAAGAAAACAGUAAUAACCAAUCAAGAAUGGAAGGGGAAACACAUGUAAUUCUAAAUACACCAGUAGUUAAAGUGGAACCAUAUGAGGUAAUUACAACAGAUGUUUCAACUGAUAGUGCAACUUUUGAAGACAUAAAACCAGACGUAUCCAUUAGCACUUUUAACGAGAGAAACCCAAAUGUAUCAGAUUCAACACUUGAAGACAUAAAUCCAGAAGAAUCAAUUUCCACUUAUGAAGGCAAUGAUCCAGAUAGAUCCAUUUCAUAUCACGAAGACAUAAAUCAAGAUGAAGUGGAUACUCAGCAAAACAUAUCCAUUGAUUACUCUUCUUUAAGAUAUCCAUUAAUUCACAGUGAAGUGAUUUCAUACGUGUGUGAUUUAUGUAAUCGAAAAUUCAUGAGGAAUAGCAACAUAAGACAACAUUUAAGAAAACAUAUUAUAGGAGAAAAAUUACAUAAGUCUGGCUAUAAUCUGCAUAACUUGAUGUAUUCAAAAAAAAGGCCAUAUGAAUGUGAUGUAUGUCAUAAAAGGUUUUUACGGAAGUCUUAUUUAGAUGUGCAUAAAAAUAUUCAUACUGGUGCAAACCAAUUUGAGUGUGAUGUUUGUCAUAAAAAGUAUUCUCAGAAAUCUUACUUAACUGCACAUAAAAACAUUCAUUCUCAAGAAAAGCUAUAUGAGUGUAACAUUUGUCAUAAAAAGUUUACCUUUAAGUGUUAUUUAGCAACACAUGAAAAACUUCACUUUGAAGAGAAGCAAUAUGAAUGUAAUUUUUGUUUUAAAAGGUUUUUUCUGAAGACAAAUUUAACUCAACAUGAAAAGAUUCAUCUUGGAGAUAGGCAGUUUGGAUGUGAAAUUUGCCAUAGAAAGUUUACUCAGAACUCUCAUUUAACUAAGCAUAAAAUGCUUCAUACUGGAGAAAAACCAUACGAAUGUGACAUUUGUCAUAAAAAGUUUGCUCUGAGCGAUUACUUAGCAACACAUGUAAAAAUUCAUGAUAAAGUAGACAACUAUGAAUGUGAAGUUUGCCAUAAGGUUAUUUUCAAGAAAUAUCAAAUAGAGCAACAUAAAAAAAUGAACUGUGGCAGUAAAACUUAUGAGUGUGAUGUUUGUCAUAAAACAUAUUCCACUAACUCUUCUUUUAAUACGCAUAAAAGGCUUCAUACUGGAGAAGAGAAAUUUGAAUGUAAAAUUUGUCAUCAAAAGUUUAAUAUGAUGAUGUAUUUAACAAAACAUAAGAAAGUUCAUGAUAAAUGUGGACCUCUUGAAUGUGAGGUUUGUCACAAAAUGUUUAAAAGGGAAUUUCAUUUUCAACGACAUAAAAAGAUACAUUUAGAAGAAAAUUAAUAUAUACUCAGAAUUCGCCAUCAUAUUUAAUUAAGUCUUAUUUGAAUAUCAAGUGUAUAUUUGGUUUAAUAAAAGAUAAUUAUAAUAAAUAUGAUUUAGACAGAAUGUUUGUUCUGAACAUUUUUAUCAAAGCCUAUGAAAUUGUUUUUUGUAAAGUUAACAUAAAUAUAUUUGUAUUGUAGAGGAAGUUGUAUUGGCUGUUUUAUAUAUUUGAAAAACAUAAGGAAAUAUAAUUUAAAUCGUUAUGCUUUUAAGUACGUUACGUCUUUUUUUCAAACAAAAUCAAAGGGUGGCUAAUUUUUACUGGCCCCAUCUGUUGUGUGUUGGUAUUGUAAAAAGUUUUCAGUUUACGUAUGUUUAAUUAAUCCUUUAUUUUAACAAAAAUUACAAGUUGUUAUUAUAUUUUUCUUUUUGUAUCAUACUUUACUUUAAACAUUUUCCAGCUCACUUAAAAAAGGCUCAAUACAAAUAACAUAAAAAUUCAAACAUUACAUAAUCUGUCAUUUUUUUAAAAAAUUUUUGUUGAAGAAAUCUGUAUGUCAUGUGAGGGCCAGGAUGGCUGAGUGGUAUAACCCUCAACUGCUUUGAGGUCAAAGGUCAGAUCUCAGACUUGAAUCUUAGGAACAUAUUUUGGUUCACCCAGCUCACAGAUGAAUGUGAGGAAAGAAAAGGCAGCCUAGUACUGACAACACUUUCCUGAUAUGUCAUCAUCAUCUUUUCCCUGUGUGUGCCUAGACACAUGGGGCAGAUAAAGUAGAGUUCAUCUCUUUCAAUGACUUGGGCAUAGAUUAAUGUGAGGAAAGAAAAGGCAGCCUAAUACUGACAACACUUUCCUGAUAUGUCAUCAUCAUCUUUUCCCUGUGUGUGCCUAAGACACAUGGGGCAGAUAAAGUAGAGUUCAUCUCUUUCAAUGACUUCUGCAUAAAGGGGAUUAAUUAACAUAUGCCCAGCCGUCUUUGUUUCCCUAAUGUACAUUAGGUGCCCAUCAAAGCUGGGUGGAAUCAGGGAUGUUCUACUAAUUUGAACUCAAGCCUUUCGAGUUAGUAGUCUAACACUCUUCCACUAGCCCACGCUGUCCCCUUAUAUGUCACAUGAAAUUCAUCUGCCAUACUGACCAUCAGGUCAGAAUGAAUAACUUUUUGUGUAAUGUAUAUGAUUACUACAAUUUUUAUAAUUAUAAUGUUUAUCAUCCUACUCAUAUCAAUCAAUUUACAUUGUGAAAACAAAACUCAUUUCUGUUCAUGACUUGUUGAAUUGUUUUAUUAUAAAAAAAUCAAAAUAACUACACUUUUGGCUUAAAUGUGUAUGACAUAGUGUAGUGUAUAGUUUUACAUCAUGUUAUUAAAAAGAGGAACUAAGCACAUCAUUGCUUAUGAUCACAAAGAGAAAAUUUGUUAAGAUUAGAAUUAUUACCAUAGAGACUAGACUUAUUACUGAGGGUAUAAUUCCACUUUCUGGCAGUGAAUGGCGGAAAUCAACUCUGCUACCAUCAACUCUCUGCAUUCCUACCAAUUUAAGUGCCUGAAUGGGAUAAAAGGCAUUCACUGACCCAACAUAAAAGUUACUAAAAGAAAUGGAAGCCAUAUCAGAAGUAAUUGAAAAGAUAUGCCACUGGAUGAAAUCUGAUUAAAUUACGACAAUGGAGCUGGGAUAUUGCAAGGAAAAAGGAAAAUAGUGAAGGCCAUGGGAAAACAGGGAGAAGCUUUGGAGAAAAAGGACUGACGAUAGCUGAAAUAUUCUUGAAUAUUCUGGAAAACUGCAAUAAAAGUUGCCAGAAAAAGUCAGAAGUGGAAAGAUUUUUUUGUGUGAUAUCCCUAUGUUCUGGACACAUGGGAAAAAAAAUUAUUCCAAUAAAAUAUUUCUUUGGCUUCAUUUCAUGUUUCUCUUAGUUCUAGCUAAUUACAAAUUAAGUAAAACCUAUCAGUCUUUGAACAUUUGGCAUAAUAUUUUUUUUUUUAUAUUUCAAUUGUAAAUAAUGUUAAGUGCUUGUUUUUAAUUUUAAGUACUAUAAAAAUGUAUUAGUGUUGUAAAUCUGACUGUUAAAUAUUUUUAUUAAGAUGGUUGAAAGCCAUAAUAGGCCACCUACACCUGCACUUAAAUUCACUACCAUUCAUACACAUUUCACAGAAAUUUUCUGUUGUCUCAAGUUCUAGAAUCCUAGACUAUCUCUUUUCUAUCAGACUUAAAUCUUAUAAUUUUAGUUUUUAUUUUCAUAUUAUAACGCAAGACAAUGUUGAUAUACUCUUUGUUUAUAGGAAUAUAAUUUUAUUAAUAAUAAUGAACUGCCAUCACCGAGUAAAUCAAAAUUAAAUGUUGAAUUAUCUACACGUUAAAAUUAAUUCUGUAAAAUUUUGUUUAAAAAAUUACCUGGUUGUGUUUUACUUUUAAGUAAAUCAAUAAAAUAAAAUAAAAUUU
This is a messenger RNA of Physella acuta, 3942 nucleotides long. Its product is annotated as zinc finger protein OZF-like. Lineage: Eukaryota; Metazoa; Mollusca; Gastropoda; Physidae. The record is from RefSeq and is a predicted model, not a curated record.